AUAAAUAUCCUCUUACUUGCGUUGCGUAUUAACUCGGGUUGCUAUGGUUACGGAAGUGGUCCUAUGCAACACAAGCGUCUGGAGAGACAUGGCUGUUCAGAGUUGGAUUGAUAUCUUAAAAUCAUCAAAGAAAACAGCUUUGAUACACGACGGAAAAAGGAAGAUUCACUACCUCUUCACAGAUGGAAAAGAAAUGGCAGAAGAGUAUGACUUGAAAACAGAUGAACUCAUCAUACGAAAGUGGCGUCAUAAAAGCACACUUGGAGCUCAGGGCCAGUGGCAGGUGGAGGUUGGGGAGCCGCUCGCAAACCCUGUCACAUCUUUGGACUCUGAUGUGAUUAAGGAGAACUGCUCCAAUCCUGUGUUCAUGCGUAAGGACACAAAGAGCAGCUUUCAGUGGAGAAUCCGCAACCUUCCCUAUCCCAAAGAUGUCUUCGUUGUUUUUGUGGAGCCAUCUGAGAGAUGCAUCAUCAUAAAAACUUCAAACAAAAAGUAUUAUAAGAAGUUCAGUAUUCCUGAUCUAGAUCGCAGUCAGCUGCCAUUUGACUGCUCUGCCCUCAGUUUCACUCAUGCCAACAACACUUUGAUUGUCAGUUACAAGAAACCCAAAGAGAUCUUAACCCUUGAGCAGGAGCUGCUGAAGGAGCUGAAGAAACUGAAGGGGACUGGAGAAGGGGAUGUCGACUGCAAAACUCAGUGAAUUGUGACUGUGGGAGCGAGAGAAUAAUUCGGCGUUGCAUUUAAAGCAGAACCUCACGGCGCCGUUUUCCAGUCACAUGUGAGCUCUAGUUUAUUUUACUGUGGUGAAUCCCUUCAUUAAGAAGACCUUUUUUCAGUGCCUUGUCCAUGGCUUAAUGCUUCUCAUUAUGUUUACUGACUGGGGUCCAUUUCUUAGAAUUGUUAGUAUUGAAAUUUGUCCUGCUAUUUAUAUUUGAUACAAAGAAAUUCAGUAAAAAAUAAUACGUAAAAUAAUAAAGUGUUUGUGUGUGUACAGUCUCACAGCCAGAUUUAUUAACUUUGCCGUUGGACAAUUAGGGUGAUAUUUCACAGAAAACUGAAAUUAUUAGUAUGGAAAUUAAAAUUAUAUCACGGGAUCUCUUUUUUGCCUCUUGUUACCAAACCUGCUCCAGAGCCAUUGUGAUGGGGGUCACAUAACCUACCAUCCUCCUUUCAUUGAUGUCCUUGUAAAACACUCAAAACACACAAUGCCUCAUCCCUGUGCGUUCCGGGGUCACUGUUACGAGCACAUCCCAUUUGUGUUAACUGAAUACCCUUAUGUUCCUUGCAUGUAGUGGGCCACCCUGAAAGCCAUUACUGGGCCUGGAAACUACUGUUACCGUUUCCCAUUACAAGAGGGGGUCACUCUGACUUAGUGGUCUUCAGCUAAAACUAUAUAGACAAAAGUUAGAAAUAGGUCCAACUGUUCCAGGGUUUCUCUCCAAAUUUAUUUGAUGUUGUUGUCUAUGAGGAACAAAUAUAAAGUCGGCACUUCACAUCUUUGGCAUGUGGAGUUCUAUGUGUAUAUAUGACAUGUACAGAAAAAAAUAAUUCCAUAGAUCCAUGCUUCAAAAUGUGAUAUAUGUCUACAUUUUCACAAAGUUCAAUUUAAAGGGGAAAAAAAGUCUCGUCAGAAAUACUUAGACAGUGGAUAAAAAAAGAACGGUGCUGUUUAAAAGAGACAAUGGCAUUUAAAUAUAGAUUGUUUCAACCUUGUGAUUCCUUGCAUUUUUUACCACUUGUCCAAACCCAGAGAGCAAGUGCAAAAAGCAGAGACAAAACCACAGUUCUCUCUUACUAUUGUGCUUUGUCUUCUUCCAGAUGGAAAGAACAGGAAUACAAGAAAACAUUUUAAAAGCAGUCUGUCCUGUUGUUUUGCAAAUUCUUGAGAGGAACUUGAUGGAACUUAGACAUGACAAAAAUACAUUCAUACAUAUCUGAUUAGGUAGUGUUUGACUGUUUGGUUUGUUGAGAUGUUCUUUAUCGAUUCUAAAUGGAUAUAAUGUGUAAAAAGUAUCUGCUGUUUAGCAGAUGAAUUAAAUACCAAGUGUUUACUCUGA
This is a messenger RNA of Lates calcarifer (barramundi perch), 2057 nucleotides long. RefSeq names its product deleted in primary ciliary dyskinesia homolog (mouse) (gene dpcd). The transcript has 6 exons. Lineage: Eukaryota; Metazoa; Chordata; Actinopteri; Centropomidae. Bases 44 to 700 code for a protein of 218 amino acids. The record is from RefSeq and is a predicted model, not a curated record.